AUGGAUAUCUUCACAAGACUACCCAUCACGACUCUUGUGCAGAUGAGGUGCGUUUGCAAAUCAUGGUAUGCUCUAAUCAACAAUCCUACUUUCAUCACCACACACACCAAUCGAACCAUUGCGCACAACACCACUCCAUUACUACUCCUUGGGUACAACAAUGGCAAGAAUAAGCACUACUCAACAAUUGACAAGUCCGUGACACUUAGUGUUACACCUGACUCGCAUGAUUGCGUUCUAGGGUUUGGGUUCGAUUCUCGGACUAAUGACUAUAAGGUUGUGAGAAUUAUUUAUUUUCGCUUCUGGUCGUUUGCAGUUCGGUCAGAGGUUGAUGUUUAUGAGCUUAGCACAGGUCUGUGGAGAAGCAUUGCUUCUACUCCUCCUCCUAAUCACAUGAUUGUAUGUUGUCGGCCACAUGUCUUUGUGAAUGGGGCUUCACAUUGGAUCACAAAUGAGCUGCGGGAUGAGGAAUUAUAUAGGUAUUUGAUUUUGUCAUUUGAUAUGGGUAGUGAGGUUUUCAAGGAGAUGAUGCUUCCGAGCAGCAUUGCUAAUGACUGUACGCGGGAUGUGUCCAUUGCACCUUUUGGGGAAUCUCUCUCUCUCAUCCAUUAUGAUAAUGAAUUUAGGGGCAGAAGUAGUAGUUGUUGUGUAUGGGUGAUGAAAGAGUAUGGUGUAGUAAGUUCUUGGACCAAAUUGUUCACUGUUGAUCUAGGAGGAAUAAACAGGGUUUUAGGAUUUAGAACAACGGGUGAAGUUUUAGUGGAGAAGUAUGAUCGAGGGCUGGUUUCAUAUGAUCCCAAAUUAAAAUCUGAAGCAGCAAAUGCUGGACGGUCUUUCCAACAGCACCAAGCAUAG
Molecule: messenger RNA, 855 nt
Organism: Cornus florida
Lineage: Eukaryota; Viridiplantae; Streptophyta; Magnoliopsida; Cornales; Cornaceae
Product: F-box protein CPR1-like
Exons: 3
Coding region: 1-855 (284 amino acids)
Molecular function (GO): protein binding
Source: RefSeq, a predicted model, not a curated record